CUUCCCCGACAGCGCGAGUGUGUGAGCAUCCACGUAGGCCAAGCCGGCGUCCAGAUCGGCAACGCCUGCUGGGAACUGUACUGCCUCGAACAUGGCAUCUUCCCCGACGGCCUCAUGCCCUCUGACAAGGAUCGGGGGGGAACCGACUCCUUCAACACCUUCUUCAGCGAGAUGGAGAGCGGCCAGCAUGUCCCCCGCGCUGUCUUCGUCGACCUCGAGCCAACGGUUAUCGACGAGAUCAGAACGGGUAUGUACAGGGGACUCUACAACCCACAGCUCCUGGUCACGGGCAAGGAGGACGCAGCCAAUAAUUUUGCUCGAGGUCACUACACCAUUGGCAAAGAGAUGAUCGGGGUCACACUCGACCAGAUUCGACGCCUGGCGGACCAAGCUAAUAGCCUGCAGGGCUUUCUAGUAUUCCAUUCCUUCGGCGGUGGAACAGGCUCGGGUUUUACAUCCUUGCUUAUGGAACACCUGUCUAUUGAUUAUGGCAAGAAAACCAAACUGGAGUUCGCCAUCUACCCCGCGCCACAGGUAUCAACAGCAAUGGUCGAACCUUACAACUCCAUCCUGACCACACACACCUCCAUGGAACACUGUGACGUGGCCUUCAUGGUGGACAACGAAGCAAUUUACGAACUCUGCAACAAACACUUGGACAUCACGAGGCCCACUUAUCACAACCUCAACCGCCUCAUUAGCCAGAUCGUUUCGUCCAUCACCGCGUCUCUGAGGUUCGAAGGUGCCCUGAACGUCGACCUUACGGAAUUCCAAACCAACCUGGUGCCUUACCCUCGCAUCCACUUCCCUCUGGCCAAUUACACCCCCGUUCACGCUGCUGACAAGACCAGUUACAUGCAGUUAACGACAGCUCAGCUCACCAACGAGUGCUUUUCCCCCGAGAUGCAGAUGGUGAAGUGUAAUCCCAGGAAUGGAAAGUACAUGGCCGUUACUCUGCUGUAUCGAGGUGACGUUGUGCCCAAAGACGUCAAUUCAGCCAUACAAACUAUUAAGAACACCAAGAGCAUUGAGUUUGUUGAUUGGUGUCCAACGGGUUUCAAGGUGGGUCCUGUUGGCAUCACCACUAUUGCCCCUCUACAACAGUGUCCCGUUUUGUAUGUGGGUGAAGGCAUGGAAGAGGGUGAAUUUGCUGAAGCCCGUGAAGACUUGGCAGCUCUUGAAAAGGACUAUGAAGAGAUUGCCGAAGACCCAGACGAGUACGAAGAUGAAGAGGAUUACUGA
This is a messenger RNA of Penaeus vannamei (Pacific white shrimp), 1242 nucleotides long. Lineage: Eukaryota; Metazoa; Arthropoda; Malacostraca; Decapoda; Penaeidae. The record is from RefSeq and is a predicted model, not a curated record.